ACUAAGCAGUACAUUCGAUUUCUCAUUCUCCCCAGACGACUGCACGCCGACCUGCUAGACUUGUUGCCACGACUCCCACCUCACCCCCUGCGGAAGGAACAAACAAAAGAGCUCAUCAACCUCAACACCGCAAUUUGGUGAUCUACCAGACCCGACGUCUCGUUUCCUACACACAAACCGAGUACAUCGCGCAUCGCAGCCAUGUCUGAGCAGCCUUACGAUCCUUACAUUCCGUCUGGAUCCAACGGACCCAGCGCUACCGCUGCGCAAAAUGGCGACCCCCGGACGAGGGAGAUCGACAAGAAAAUCCAAGAAACCGUCGACACGAUGCGCUCAAACAUCUUCAAGGUCUCGGAGCGUGGCGAGCGCCUUGACUCGCUUCAGGAUAAGACCGAUAAUCUGGCAGUAUCAGCCCAGGGCUUCCGCCGUGGCGCCAAUCGGGUGCGGAAACAGAUGUGGUGGAAGGACAUGAAGAUGCGCGUAUGCUUGAUCAUCUGUGUUAUCAUUUUGCUUGUAGUGAUUAUCGUCCCUACUGUGAUCACCACCAGAAAAUAAGUUACGAACGCAGCGACAGUCAUGAUUGUCUUGGGAAUGGAUGACGUUUUUCUUCUU
Molecule: messenger RNA, 612 nt
Organism: Aspergillus brunneoviolaceus CBS 621.78
Lineage: Eukaryota; Fungi; Ascomycota; Eurotiomycetes; Eurotiales; Aspergillaceae
Product: SNAP receptor SNC2
Exons: 3
Coding region: 202-555 (117 amino acids)
Biological process (GO): vesicle fusion; vesicle-mediated transport
Cellular component (GO): SNARE complex; plasma membrane
Molecular function (GO): syntaxin binding; SNAP receptor activity
Source: RefSeq, a predicted model, not a curated record